CGACCGGACCCGCGUAAAUCGGUGAAUCCAUAGAGUGUUGUCCUGAAACCAGCAUACCUGUUGAGGAGUAAAGAGGAGUCAUGGCUUUUGAGGAGCUCAAGAGUAAAGGAGGGCUUGAUGCUGGUAUGGAGGGAGACAGGGGUCUAGUAGCUGGUCGUAGCCAGAGAGAGAAGAGGAGGUCAUACAAGGACCUGCUGAGGGAAGAAGAAGAGAUUGCUGCUCAGGUCCGCAAGUCCUCCAAGAAACGUCCCAAGGACUCAGAGCUUUUCCUGCUGGGAGGGGACCCACACAAAAAGAAGAAGAAACACAGUGAUGAUUAUUAUUACAGAGACCAUGAAUGCUCAGGUCAGCCUCCCCACAAAAAAAAGCGCAAGUCAGCAGAUCGUUCUCCACCGCUCUCCUCGCCCUCCUCUCACCCUACAGACACGGCCAUGGGCCUUCUACAAGCUAUCACCUCCCCCUUAGCCACAGGCUCAGACCCCAGUCCCCAUCUGCACAAGAAACCCUCCUACCCCUCCUUCUCCUCGCAUUCCUCGAAGGAGCGUAAACGUGAGGGCGGCAACAGCGGGAACAAAGGUAGCCACACCUUCUCUCACUCCCGCCCAGUAUCUUCAUCUUCCUCUUCGUCAUCCAAGAAACACUCCUCUUCUUCCACCAAGUCAUCUCUGUUCCAUGGGGGAGCCCCAAAGGAGGAGCCCCUAACGCUGCGCGAGGCAGAUGGGCUUAAAAUGAAGCUCAUCAUGUCGCCGGAAAAGGAGGAAGGAGAGAGCUUCCCGUUCACACCACACUCUUCUAAAGGAGGCAUGAAGAAGGAGAAGGACAGAGAUCGGAUGCAGCUCUCCAAAUCCCCCAAGAAGAAGCAGCAGCAGAGUCGAGAGCCCCUGCCCGUGGUGGGGAAAGAGGUGGAGGUAGAAGGUCACUAUGGAGGUGGCAUGGGAGACGAAAGCUCUUCCUCUGGCGGGGAACUGGAGGCGGGGGAGCUUGUUAUCGAUGACUCAUACACGCACCUGUCGAAGAAGAAAAAGAAGAGCAAGAAAAGCAAGAAGAAAAAGGACAAAGAGAAGGACAGGGACAAGGAAAAAAGUGGAAGGGAGAAGAAGCACGGAAAAGGAUCUGGAGACCCAUCCAGGGGCCAUAGCCACCCUCAUCCCACUGUCACCCACAGUGCUGUUGGUCCAAUGUAUGCCAUGGCCCCCCCAGUUCCUCCUCACCAACAUCAAUGUAAUGACGGAAUGAUGGAGAAGAAAAAAAAGAAGGAGGAGAAAGAUAGGGAAAAACAUGAGAAGGAUAAAGAUAAGCCGAAGAAGAAAAACACAACAGCGUAUCAGGUGUUUUGUAAGGAGUACAGGGUCAACAUAAAUGCAGAGCAGCCGGGACUAGUGUUUGGUGAACUCAGUAAAAAGUUGGCAGAGGUGUGGAAGGCCAUGCCCGAGAAGGAUAAAUUGGUGUGGAGGCAGAAAGCCCAAUAUCUGCAGCACAAACAGAACAAAGCAGAGGCUACCACAGUCAAACGUAAAAGCUCCACAGAUGUAAAAAGCAAAGGUGCUCUGAAAAGUGUAGGAAUGGGAACAGGGAUGGUUUCCCCCAGCAGAGCAUCAGGGGGUGCGUCCUUGUCACCAGCACGGGCCCCAGAUGUUGAUCCCAUUGAUGCAGCUGCUCACCUACAGCUACUAGGAGAGUCCCUGUCCCUGAUUGGCCAUCGACUACAGGAAACUGAAGGGAUGGUAGCAGUGUCGGGGAGUUUGUCUGUGCUGCUGGACUCCAUCUUAUGUGCCCUAGGGCCGCUGACGUGUCUCACAGCGCAGAUCCCACAGCUCAAUGGAUGUCCUCGCAACGUACUGUCUAAUACGUUGGACAACAUCGCCUACAUCAUGCCUGGGCUUUGAGCGAAGGAAGACGACUCGAGCGUUCCUCCGCCAUUUCCUGUGUGUUUUGGUUCUGCAAGUGAAGAGAUUUGAGUGGAAGUGCCCUUUUCACAGGAGUGGCUCUUGGGGAUGUGGACUUUUUAUUUAAGACACUUCUUGGCAUCAGAGAACUUGGACAUUUCUACUAUCGAUCUGUUUUUAAAGUGUAUUUUUUUAAAAGCUUUUUUCUGUUCAUUUUCUAAUUGUCGUAUUUUUAAAGGAAACCUAUUUUACUGAACACCUUUGAAAAUUCUUUGGCAUGUUUGCUUGGUUUUACAUACAGUUGGUUUCUGUAUGAACAGAGUGCAUGUAUGCGUCCGCGUGAGUCCGGGUGAAUGGGGUUUUAAUUUGUCUGAUGGAUAAGUAUAUUUGACUUGUCAGUGUAAGACUGCUGCACAUUUUAAUGUCCAUAAAAUCCACACGUUCAUAGACAAUGUUCUGGAGGAUAACGUUUUUACUCAGAUGUACAGGUACUGUUGAGUCAGGGUCCAAAAUCUCAUUUUGCUCAUCGACAUAAGAAUAAUAUAUUUGACAACCUGCGAAUUUUUUUUUUUCUUUUACCAUGUAAGUAUUUCAUGCCUUGUUUUAUACGUGCUAUUUUACCAUGCAUACGGGAUUUAGAUUUUGACUGUACCUUUAGAACUUGAGAUGUACUAGAAAACUUUUAAGCGCGACCUUGGGGAAAUGAGCUCUUCUAGUCAUUUUCAUAUUCAUGUAUUUCCUGUUGGACAGCCUCUUGUAUGGAAAUGGGGGGAAAGAAAAAAAAAAUUAAA
This is a messenger RNA of Lampris incognitus (smalleye Pacific opah), 2677 nucleotides long. It is a transcript of the gene hmgxb4a, whose product is annotated as HMG box domain containing 4a. Lineage: Eukaryota; Metazoa; Chordata; Actinopteri; Lampriformes; Lampridae. The transcript is spliced from 13 exons. The coding region runs from base 81 to 1886 and encodes 601 amino acids. The record is from RefSeq and is a predicted model, not a curated record.